UACAGAGUGAGAGAAACACAGCUUUUUGGGCAACGGAUCAGGAAGACGGUCUUGGUGUUGUGGGUAGACGACCUGUCAGAAAAAAAAAAAAGGAGAAAAAACAGUAGGAGAGAACGAAACCGCAUAGGAGGGAACCUACCUGCAGCAACGUCGUUGGUAGCCAAAGGAUUUGGUGCAGGUUAUAAACAUGGCUUCUGCUUCUUCUUCAUAUUCUUCUCGAGAAAAGUAUGAUGUAUUUCUCAGUUUCAGGGGUGAGGACACCCGUGAUGGUUUUAUUAGUUAUCUUUAUGAUGCUCUGGAACGAAAGCAUAUCGUGACCUUCAAAGAUGAUGAGAACCUUGAAAGUGGCUAUAGAAUUUCUGAAAUCAUGGAGGCCAUUAAGGAAUCUAAGAUUUGCAUAAUAGUUUUCUCUAAAGACUUUGCAUCUUCCACAUGGUGUCUGAAUGAAGUGGUUCGCAUACGCGAAUGCAAGAGAAAUGGGAAUGAUGUUAUACCCAUUUUUUAUGGCAUAGAACCAUCUGUUGUACGAAAACAGCAGGAGGGUUAUGCAGAAGCAUUUGCUAAACAUGAACAAGACAGAAGGGAGAUGUUGCAGCAGUGGAGGGAUGCUCUUAAAGAAGUAGCUGAUAUCAGCGGUUAUGAUUCAAAAAAGAUUAGGCCUGAGUGUAAGUUUGUUGAAAAAAUUGUUGAAGAUGUUUCAUCGAAAUUGUCUAAAUACGUAUCAACAAAUGAUCAUUUCAAGAGGCACUUGAUUGGAAUUGAAAAGCCUAUGAAGGAAAUUGAAGGAUUGUUAUGCAUUGGCUCAAUGAAUGUUCUCAUCAUAGGCCUUUAUGGCAUGGGGGGCAUUGGAAAAACCACCCUUGCACGUGCUAUAUUUCAAACCUUCCAUUCUCAUUUCGAAAGUUGUUGCUUUCUUAACGAUGUUAGAGAGGAAUUUGAAAGACAUGGAAUAAAUCAUUUGAGAGAGAAACUUCUUUUUGAGCUGUUCAAAGAUAAAACUUUUCUAAACAUGGAAUCAACGGUUAUUCAAGACAGAUGCCGCCGUACAAAGGUCCUUAUUGUUUUAGAUGAUUUGGAUGCAAUAUUCCAAUUAAACAGAUUAUUACCUCAAGUGUGUUCCUUCGGUGAUGGGAGUAGAAUUAUUGUCACAACCAGAGAUGCACAAGUGCUCAAGUCAAGGGCAGAUGGACUUUACGAGGUUACGAGGUUAAAUGACUUUGACGCCCUUGCGCUUUUUCGCUUGCAUGCUUUUGGUCAAAAUUCUGAUCUUUCAGGGUAUGAAGCUUUAUCAAAAAGUGCAGCAGAUUAUGCACAUGGCAAUCCAUUAGCUCUUGAAGUCUUGGGUUCUUCCCUUCACGCCAAAAGCACAAAAGAAUGGGAAAGUGCAUUGGGUAAGUUGAAAACAGAUCCAGACAGGACCAUUCAAAAAGUGUUGAAAAUAAGUUAUGAUGGAUUAGGUGACAAAGCAAUCCAGGGCAUAUUUCUCGACAUUGCAUGCUUCUUCGAUGGUGAAGUUGACAGAGAAUAUGUGGAAAGCAUACUACACCGCAAUGAGCAAUAUUCUGAUGCAACAAUAGGAAUAAGUGUUCUCAUUGAUAAAUCCUUAAUAAUUGAAUGCCAAAACAAAUUGUCCAUGCAUGGUUUACUACGACAAACGGGUAAGGCUAUUGUUUGUGAUGAAAACAAAGAACCUGGAAAACGUAGUAGACUGUGGAAUGCUAAAAAUGUUAGCUAUGUAUUGGAAAGAAGUACGGUAAGUGCAAAUUAGUUUAAUACAUUUACUUGUGUCUAUAAAUAUUCAAGUUAAUAAAUUUUC
Messenger RNA from Ziziphus jujuba (common jujube), 1816 nucleotides. RefSeq names its product TMV resistance protein N-like. The transcript is spliced from 3 exons. Bases 188 to 1768 code for a protein of 526 amino acids. Gene Ontology annotation, biological process: defense response; signal transduction. Gene Ontology annotation, molecular function: ADP binding. Lineage: Eukaryota; Viridiplantae; Streptophyta; Magnoliopsida; Rosales; Rhamnaceae. The record is from RefSeq and is a predicted model, not a curated record.